Messenger RNA from Colletotrichum destructivum, 1503 nucleotides. RefSeq names its product Putative cytochrome c oxidase assembly protein CtaG/Cox11. The transcript is spliced from 4 exons. Gene Ontology annotation, molecular function: copper ion binding. The coding region runs from base 91 to 909 and encodes 272 amino acids. Gene Ontology annotation, cellular component: mitochondrial inner membrane. NCBI's taxonomy places the organism in Eukaryota, Fungi, Ascomycota, Sordariomycetes, Glomerellales, Glomerellaceae. The record is from RefSeq and is a predicted model, not a curated record.
UAAUUAUGGCAUGACAUCGACCAAACCGAGCCUCCUCGACUAAUCCCUCCCUCUCUCCCUCACCAUCGACCGCCGCCGCCGCCUACGAUCAUGAACGCUCUCCCACGCCUCCCCUGGCGUGCGUCGUCACAGUCGACGCAGAAAUGGAGCUGCUUCUUCUGCCAGCACGCCGUCCGUCCGGCGCCGCGAAGCGGUUUGCGCUCGCCUCCCGCCGCCGCCGCUCGCCGAGCGGCCUCGACAACGCCGCCGAAGCAAACCGGCCCCAGCUUCGGCGGUGCGCCGUCCAUGGAGCAAGUGCACGCCCAUUAUAAGCGGAAGAAUGCGUCGACAGCAUACUACACGCUCAGCGUCAUCCUUGGAACGGUCGCGCUGUCAUACGGCUCCGUGCCUCUUUAUAAGAUGAUCUGCCAGACGACAGGCUGGGGCGGCCAGCCCAUCCGCGCUCACGGCCCGGACGUCGACUACAGCGAGGACGGGCUGGCCUCUCGCCUGGUGCCCGUGACCUCGGCCAACCGCAUCCGCGUUACCUUCAGCUCGUCCGUCUCGGACGUGCUACCCUGGAAGUUCACGCCGCAGCAGCGCGAGGUGCGCGUGCUUCCCGGCGAGACGGCGCUGGCUUUUUACACGGCCACCAACAACUCAGACUCGGACAUCAUUGGCGUCGCGACCUACAGCGUGACACCCGGCCAGGUGGCGCCGUACUUCAGCAAGAUCCAGUGCUUCUGUUUCGAGGAGCAGCGAUUGAACGCCGGGGAGACGGUCGACAUGCCCGUGUUCUUCUAUUUGGAUCCGGAUAUCGUGAACGACGUCAACAUGCGCGGCAUCGAAACCGUGACUUUGAACUACACGUUCUUCAAGGCCAAGUACGACGACAAUGGCAAAUUCAAGGCGCCUUCGUCCAUGGCCUGAAAAGACCGAGCUAUUCAUGUUCAAGGGCGACACUUGACCAAGCCGAAUACCCAAAUUCCCCACUCCUCCAUCUUUUCACCGAUAUCCCAUCUGUAUAAAACCAUCAAACCUGUGUCGUUUGGUUCUAUAAGCUCGGGCUGUGUUCAAAUAUCAUUGUACAUCCCCAUUGGGGGCGGGGCAUAUCAUGAGGCGUUCAAAAGAACCAUUGAAUUAGACAAGAAAUAGUUCAGCUGCGGGUACACGUAUAAGUCGGUUUCUGACGGCUACUCUCCCCAGCACCCAGUGGACCACUGUAUCCGUACGCAACAUGCCUGGGUUGCUAGGUCUGGUUGCCGCAGAAGGUGAACUUUUAAAAAGGGAAGACGCAUGUAAGAUACCAUUGAUGUUCGGGGUUUGGGGGGGAGAAAGAAAAGGAAGCGGCUGCUUUUGCUCAUUAUUUCAGUCGCAGAAUUCUACUCAAGCAACUGCCACCCGCGAGCACAACUCAGCAAACGCAUAACAUGGACGGGGCCACAUAAAUGGUCGUUCAACUGAGAAAUUCUGUCCCAGUCACCAGAAUGGACCUUCCCACCGGGACUGUUAUAAAAAGCAACC